AUGAUCGAGGAGGAGCCCACGAUCAUCAAGUGGGACAUGGGCAACAUCAUCAUCCCGGACCCGCGGGAGCUCGAGAAAACGUUGCCGCUCUACUACAAGCAUAACAACUACGCGUCCUUCCAGCGCCAGCUGAACAACUUCGGGUACCACCGCAAGUUCGCCCACUUCGUGGUCAACAACAGCGGCCAGCUCGACACGGUCUACCACAAGCUCGGCACGCCCAUGAGCUCCGACAUCGAGGACCUGCUCACGCUCCGCCCCGUGCUCGAGCGGACGUCGGACAAGAAGCGCGAGGAGGAGGCGCGCCAGCAGGUCGCGACGCCCGGCCAGAGCGACGGCGGGCCGGCGAGCCCGCGGUCGCCGGGGGGGGGCGACCCGGGCGCGGCCGCGGCGUCCGACGGCGGCGACGGCGACGGCGCCGCGGCCUCGAACGACGGCGGCGACGACGCCCGCAAGCGGCCGCGGGACCCGUCCCUCGCCGGGCAGCCCGCCGCGAAGAAGGGCGCCGCCGUGCCCUUCGCGCCGCCCUACGACUACGACCCGGGCCGCGCGCCGCCGCCCGAGGCGCGGCUCCCGGCGGCGCCGCCGCCCGCGGAGGCCGCGGCGCCGGCGGCGGCGGCCGCGGCGCCGCCGAAGAAGAAGGGCGACGGCAAGGACGUCGUCGCCGCCGUCAGCGCGCUCCUCGGUGAGAACAACGACCAGCGGCUGCGACGCGAAAAACCGACCAUGGCGCACUGGAGCCCCCGGUCCCUCGCGCUCCGGGCUGCGUGCCUCGUCGCGUGCCUGGCCGCCGCCUACGGGGCGAGCGACGACCACGGCGACGACGACCACGGCCCCUGCCACGGCGACGACCACGGCGACGACCACGGCGGCCACCACGGCGGCGAGUUCCACCACUUCAACGUCAUCUUCUUCACCGUGAUCUUCGUCAUCAUCGUCUGGGUCGCGGGCAAGGCCGCGACGGCCGUCGGGAACCCGGCGCUCGUCGGCGAGAUCGUCGCGGGCGUCAUCCUGGGGCCCCACCUCCUCGACUUCGUGCCCAACGCGGCGGUGCUCAAGGUCAUCGGCGAGGUCGGGCUCGUGCUCCACGCGUUGGAAGUCGGCCUCAUGGUCGACGUCGAGCUGCUGGAGAUCAUCGGCGCGCGCGGCAUCGGCGUGGGCGUCUUCGGCUCCGCGCUGCCCAUGGGCCUGUCCUGGCUCGUCGCGCGCGCGUGGGGCGCGCCGCCGACGAAGGCGUUCGUCGUCGGCGCGUCGAUGGCCUCCAUCUGCACGGGCAUCACGCUCAACGUGCUCAAGGUCGGGUCCGUGCUGAACCAGCCCAUCGGCCAGCUGAUCAUCGCGGCGGCGACGGUGAACGAGAUCAUCCAGAUCAUGCUCCUGACGUGCGCGGAGAACCUCGUCGACGGCGCGGCCGUCGACGAGUACGUCGCGCCCAUCCUCAUCAUGGUCGUCCUCAUCGCCGUCGUCGGCUUCCUGGCCAUCCUGCACCUGGGCACGCUGGGCAAGGCGUCGCUCCUCUUCUCGACGAUGGUCGGCAAGCUCGCCAUGGGCCUCUUCGCCCAGCCCCUCGACGGGGACCACUUCUGGAUCUUAGCGCUGGCCUGGGGCGAGUGGGGCGAGAUGUCGUUCUUCAUCGCGGCGGCCGCGUUCAAGAAGAAGCACGGCGACGCGGGCAUCAUCGACGAGAACACGUACAACGCCAUCUGCCUCGCCGUCGUCGCGUCCAUGGUCAUCUGCCCCGCCUGGCUCCGGUCGUCGCUGGAGAAGUACGAGCAGCGCGCCAAGUACCUCAUCGCCGAGGCCAUCGCGGACACCGCGGACCUCAGCGGCGCGGCCCACGCGACCUACUUCUGCCUCCAGACCAAGUCGCACGCCCACUGGGAGCAGAGCGACCACCUCCAGACGGCGAUGACGCGCAUGGGCUGCGAGAUCAUCGACUACCGCCAGUGGCACCCGAACGACCACUUCGGCCUCGCGCACUGCGUCAACGAGAUGUACAUCCGCGACGACGCGCUGCGGUUGCCGACGGCCAUGGAGAUGACGACGGAGGAGACGCUCGCGCUGACGGACCGCAUCGACCAGCUCCUCGACGCGGUCCGCGAGGCGCUCCACGAGGACGAGCACCAGGGCGCGGAGAUCCGCGUGCAGCGCUGGCUGCCGGGCUGCCACGUCGAGACCGACGAGGCGACGGGCGACCAGCACCUCGAGGUCAACGCCGACGCCCGCCAAAAGGUCCAGACGCUGACGACGGACACGAGCGUCUACCGCGGCGCCGACGGCAAGCUCCACGGCAAGCUCCACGGCGCGUGGAAGCACAUGACCCACCGCUCGCGGACGGCGUCCAUCCAGAUCGCCGAGCCCCACGUCGUGCCGUCCGAGAGCGGCGGCGCCGACGACGGCGCGUCCGCGACGGACGACCGGGACCUCGAGGGCUUCGACGUCGCGUCGGAGACGGGGUCGCUCCACGGCUCGCUGCGCAGAGGGGAGCGGGGCCUGCCCAAGGGCCACGACUCGUCGAACGUGCUCGCGGCGCUCGGGAGCGCCGCCCGGCGCGCCUUCGAGCCCACGCGGCGCGAGAAGGGCCUCGAGUCGGACACGCUGUCGAACGCGCUGCACGCGGAGGCGCACCACGAGCUCGACGGCUUCGUGCACCACGACGCCCACCACCCCUUCGCGCUCCCCGACGACGACGACCACGAGAAGGAGGACGAUUUGUUGUUCGGCUCCGGGGACCGCGCGCACCACGGGCCCGGCGCGCACCGGCGGCCGUCGUUCCAGCGCCGGCCGUCGUACGGAGAAAAGCCCAAAUCCAAGUCGUCGCUGCCCACGCUCAACGACGACCGCCACGAGCAGGAGGACUGGCACCAGCACGACGUCGAGGUCGCCGGCGACCUGGGCUACGUGCAGACGCUCGUCGAGGUCGACCGGCAGCACCCGCGCGAGCCCCGGCGGCCGUCGCUGCGCCGGGGCCGGUCCGCCACGUCCGUCGCGAGCGACGACGAGGCGACGCCGG
Aureococcus anophagefferens is the source of this 3013-nucleotide messenger RNA. RefSeq lists its product as hypothetical. The record is from RefSeq and is a predicted model, not a curated record. Gene Ontology annotation, cellular component: membrane. The annotation marks the transcript as partial. NCBI's taxonomy places the organism in Eukaryota, Pelagophyceae, Pelagomonadales, Pelagomonadaceae. Gene Ontology annotation, biological process: regulation of DNA-templated transcription; proton transmembrane transport. Gene Ontology annotation, molecular function: antiporter activity; sequence-specific DNA binding; DNA-binding transcription factor activity. The transcript is spliced from 5 exons.